This is a messenger RNA of Carassius auratus (goldfish), 5025 nucleotides long. RefSeq names its product beta-taxilin-like. Lineage: Eukaryota; Metazoa; Chordata; Actinopteri; Cypriniformes; Cyprinidae. Bases 1 to 2358 code for a protein of 785 amino acids. The record is from RefSeq and is a predicted model, not a curated record. The transcript has 7 exons. Gene Ontology annotation, molecular function: syntaxin binding.
AUGGCACUGUGUGUACCAGAGAAAAUGGCACUUGGAUUUCCCACUCAUUUCCUUCUCUCUUUUUCCCUGCAGGAGGAGAGUCUGCAAAGGCUGCGGGUGGAUGAAAUGAAGCGGAAGGAGAUCACCGAUCAUUUCCAGAGCACGCUGGUGGACAUUCAGAAUCAGAUCGAGCAGCACAGUAACCGCAACAACAAGCUGUGCCAAGAGAACAGUGAGCUGGCCAGCAAACUCAAGACCAUCAUAGAGCAGUAUGAGCGGAAGAGGCAGACUUUAGAGAAGAUCUUCAAACACAGAGAUCUACAGCAGAAGCUGUCUGAUGCCAAGCUGGAAGAAGCCAACAUGCUCCUCAGUCAAGCUGAAGAGAAGCACAAAAGGGAGAAGGAAUAUUUGCUUAAAGAGGCUAUUGAAAAAACAAAGAAAUGCUGCGCUAUGAAGGAGCAGGAGUUACAGAUGAAGAAACAGCUGGCGUUGUACUCCCAGAAGUUUGAUGAGUUCCAGAACACACUAGCAAAAAGCAACGAAAUUUACAUCACUUUCAAACAGGAGAUGGACAAGAUGACAAAGAAGAUGAAAAAGCUGGAAAAGGAGUCGGACAUAUGGAAGACACGGUUUGAAAGCUGCAAUAAAGCUCUUGUUGAAAUGAUUGAUGAGAGAUCAGAAAAGGCCAAAGAGUUUGAACUCUUCACUUUGAAAAUCGACCGUCUGGAGACUCUGUGCCGAGCACUGCAGGAUGAAAGAAAAAGUUUAUAUAGCAAGAUUAAAGAAAUACGGUCCUCAGAAAAGGCUCUAGCAGCUGCAGUGGAUUUGCCACAAGUAGAUGAGCUUCCAGAGCUUGUCCAACUUCCCAAGUUAGCUCCCAACCCCAUGUUGACCACAGAGAUGAAGAGGCUGCGAGAAGAGCAGAUUCGUCUGCAGGAGUUUGCAGCUUCCUUGGUAAGUUCCAUAACAGAUGAUGCUGGAGAAUCUGAUAGUGGGGAAGAGGAGACGGCACAAAAGAUUCCAGCAAUUCCUGAGGCUACCAAACAUGAGUCUACUGAACAAGAAUCAAUACAAGAUGAAUCCUGUACCACAGAAGAAAACAAAGCAGAGGUUGUUAGUGUAAACGAAGAGAAGUCAUUAGUACCCUCAAAUCCUGAACCCACCAAACCUGAGACAGAAUCCAAACUUUCUAAAGAGCCUCUACAACCAGAGAUCACUGAACAACAGACAGGAAUACAAGAUUCAGUCAAAGAGGAACCCAGCCAGGAAGAGGCGUCAAAAUCAGAAAAGACGGUUGAACAGAAAUCCCCUCAGCCAAAGCCUUUCAUGAAAGAAGAGUGUAAACUUGAAAGUGUUAUAUCUGAGCUACCUGAACCAGAGCUGCCCAAACAAGAGCCCCUCAAACAGGAACAGCCAAAACCUGUCACGAAAGAUGAGUGCAAAGAUGAAGCUGUUAAACCUGAUCUACUUGAACCAGAGUCACCCAAACAAGAGCCCCUCAAACAGGAGCAGCAAAAACCUUUCACGAAAGAAGAGUGCAAAGAUGAAGCUGUUAAACCUGAGCUACCUGAACCAGAACCAGAGCCGCCCAAACCAGAGCUCCUUAAACAGGAGCACCCAAAACCUGUCACGAAAGAUGAGUGCAAACUUGAAGCUGUUAAACCUGAGCUACGUGAACCAGAGUCGCCCAAACAAGAGCCCUUCAAACAGGAGCAACAAAAACCUGCCAUGAAAGAAGAGUGCAAAGAUGAAGCUGUUAAACCUGAGUUACCUGAACCACAGUCGCCAAAACAAGAGCCCCUCAAACAGGAGCAGCCAAAACCUGUAACGAAAGAAGAGUGCAAACUUGAAGAUGUUAAACCUGGGCUACCUGAACCAGAGUCGCCCAAACAAGAGCCCUUAAAACAGGAGCAGCAAAAACCUGCCAUGAAAGAAAAGUGCAAAGAUGAAGCUGUUAAACCUGAGCUACCUGAACCAGAGUCGCCCAAACAAGAGCCCUUCAAAGAGGAGCAGCCAAAGCCUUUCACGAAAGAAGAGUCCAAAGAUGAAGCUGUUAAACCUGAGCUACCUGAACCAGAACCAGAGCCACCCAAACAAGAGCCCCUCAAGCAGGAACAGCCAAAACCUGUCAUGAAAGAAGAGUGCAAACUAGAAGCUGUUAAACCUGAGCUACCUGAACCAGAGCUGCCUAAACAAGAGCCCUUCAAAGAGGAGCAUGUUGAGAACGCCGCAGCUGCAUCUGAUGAACCCAAAGCACAGGCAACAAAACCUAAAGCCUCAAAAUCCCAAGAGGCAAAAGCGAAGGCCGGCAAAGCCCAGCCUAAAAAACAAAGUUCAACCAAGAAGAAAGGCUCUGCAAAGGGUCCGAAUAAAAGCUAAGCCGAAAUGUAUUACCAAAGUAGUUUUUAUUAAUCAUCUCUAGAUUAGUUUGUUUGUGUAGAUAGACAAGUCUGGCUGUAGACAGGUUUAAUUCACACUGCACUGACAGUUACCAAUAAAGACAACAGACACGUUUGAAAGGUUUUGUCUGAUCAGUGUGUUACGCCUGUCAGCAUCUGUUGGUGUUGGUCUGUGCUUGUUUUUGGCAACAGAAUGUUGAAUCUGCAUUUAUCGAGUCUUGGAAAGUGUCAGAAGUGACGUAGGCCUACUGUACCAGUCUGCAUUGGUCUGUGUCUGUCUGUGCAGUUUGAAUUGGCCUUAUAAGUUAAUACAGAUGAUGACAGACUGGUCAUAGGACACGUUCCUUUAUGAAAGUUUACUAUGAAGAUGAAUAUUUAGAGAUGGGUGUGAUACUUUUUUCCGCUUGUAAUACUUUCUUAGUACCUUCAAAUAAACGUCUGUUCUUGACAAUCUUACAGGUAUAUGGUAAAUGUUCUCUUUCACAAAGACAUUUGAUUAUAUGACUAAUACAAUUUAAAUGCAAAGAUUUGUGUGAAAAAGGCAGCUAAACAAUUGGUUUUCAAAUGUUCUGGAUGGAGCUACUUAAGGUGUUUGUGAAGCUAUGAAAUUUACACCUCUUUCAAACUGGAGAUGGAAAAGGUUUGUCACACGUGGGAAAUGACGUAAAACUGUUUUAUUCCAGUAAAACAUUUUAAAAAGUUGAGAACUUCUUGGUGUAGUUAGAUGUAAAAGUUUUAAGUUAAAUUCAAAGCAUUGUGUGAACAAGGCAAAUUACAGCUAAAUACUAUUUACAAAAUAAUAAUUUUCAAGAAACUAGCUGCCAGGACGUUGCUAGGUGGUUGGUUUUUAGAACAUUGCAAUGCAGUUGAUAAAAUCCGGAUCAAUCAGUUUUGACCAAAAUAUCUCAAUUUUGUUUUGUUUAGAUUUUUGUCAUAAUUAAUAUUUUAUAUAUAUUAUUAUCAUUAUAUAUUAUUCUGAAAAUGUUUUUGUGCUGUUACCUUGGCUGGUUUAGGGCAGUAGGUGUUGCCAAGUCCCGGUCUUAAUGAGUGAUUAAUUGAAUCAUUCAUUCAAAUGAUUCAAUGGCUGAUAUAGUUGAAUUCAUUUCACGUUUAUUUGUAUAGCGCUUUUCAAAUUGCAAAGCAACUAGACAGAAAAUUUAAGUUUCUACUUUAUAUUUAGGAGUAGCUGAUCAGUAGUGACCGUGUCAAGAUGAUGUGAUUCAGGCAGAAAUAUACAGUAAAAAAUCAUGCAGUUAGUUAAUGGCAUGUAUUCAAACAAACGGUUAACACUAUUAACAGCAAUGAUUAUAUGUUGAGAUCAAACUUAUAGCAUGUGCUUGUUGUCUUCUAGCUGUCUUCCUUUGUGUUUCCACAGCAUGAAGGUAAUUAAGGUUUCAGGGCUCUGCCCUGGCAGCUUUGUCUAUGUUAUCUUUGUUUAAUGUCUAUUGGUUUGUCUUGUGUCUUCACACAUUGCUUUGCCUUUAUUUAUGCCUGCCAUGUGUUCCUGUGGUCCCACCUCCUUGUAUCCCUUGGUCAUGCCCUCUUGUUUAGGCCUUGGCUGCAUCCGACAACUUAGGCAGGUGACUUGCUGCCUCGCUGGUGUAUCAGGCAAUGACUUUGCAGACAGCGUUUUUGCACAAAGGCACCUCAUGAAACUUUUUGAUUUUGGACAAGCUUCUGAGGCAGAGUAAUGGUUUAAUGAUCGACAGCAAAAUAUAGAAAGCUUUGGUGACAACUAAGUGAAUAUUUCAUUACCGUAAUAUUAAUUUCUCGCUAGAAAUUACAUAAAAAGUGGAAAACGUUGAUCAAAAGCAUUUGGAUGUGCCUUGAUGCCUUCCUACCUUGGAAUGCGUCCUCCAAAGGCAGCAUUUCUCAGUUUUCGGAUGCAGCCCUUGUCUUGUCCUCGUUUCUGUAAUUGUGCUCACCUGGUCCUUGUGUACUUUCCUGUCUAUAUAUUGUGCUGUUUUUCCUCUAGUUGUUGCUAGUUCAUCUUGUGCCAGAGACACUUGCUGCUAGUCCAGUCUUGCCCUGUUACUGUGUAUCCUUUUUUUAGUUUUUGCUCUUGAUUUUUUAUUUUCUGAUUUUGGUUCAGCUCUUUAGUAAUCUUGUUUAUAUUUAAUUGUAUAUCAUAUUUAGUUAUUCAUCAGUGUUGUUUCUACUCUUUAACUAUUUAGAUUUUGUAUUUAUAUUUUUCAGUCUAAACUUGGAUAUUUCCGUAAAUAGAAAAAAGUAUUUUAUUUUUAUAGUUUUGCUUUUUUCAUCAAGUUGUUUCUCUGUGUGUUGUGCUGAGUAGUGUUGUUGUGUGGUCUUGAGUGGUGCCUUGUUGUGUGUUCCCUCCUGACCUGCUCUACCAGCCUGAGAUUCCCUGCCUGUUGGUUCCCCAAGGCGGCCUGCUAACCGAGCCUGGUGCUGAGAACCGUAUCUCUGACACUGCCUGCUUUGAGCUCCUUCGCUCUGCUUGCAUGCUCUGCUGUUCUCUGCUCUGGUUUUCUCCCCAUCAUUCCGCCCAGAUUUGACCAACGACUUUGACUGUACCCCAGACUCUCUACCUCUCAGGGCAUUGAUCUCUCCCUGCUGGUUGGACCUGUCCCAAGAUUGUCCACCCCUGUGCUGUGAACUUUUGUUUUCAAUAAAUCUUGUUUCACUC